GCGUAAACAAGGGAUGGAGACGAUCUCCUCGCUAAAUCAGACAAAAGCAAAAGAAAGGCAGAACAUGGAUUGGAAUGAACCUCGCGCCUCCCGUCCCUCCCUCUAUAAAAAACACAAAUUCAAAAAACACACAAUUCAAAAAGAGCCAACGCCGUGAAAACGCGCAGAAUCGAAGAAAAAAACAACAACAAAAACGCCCCUCCUAGAAUGGAGAAAGUGAAAGAGAAAAAAAGAGGGAAGAGCCAACGACGGCCGCUCCAAAAGUGGUACAAACACAACGCCCUCCAUCGGCCAGAAAAACAAAACAAAAAAACAGAAAGACGGAAUAAACAGGACGAAGCGGCGGAGAUGAUGGAUCGAAGACCCCCUUCAUCGUUUAUACCACCGCCACCGUCGUCGUCACCUUCGUUGAAGAAGCAGAAGAAGCAGAAGAAGCAGAAGAAGCAGAAGAAGCAGAAGCAGCAGCAGCAGCAGCAGCAGCAGCAGAAACGGCGGCGGCGUUCCCAUCCGCGCUCGUCUUCCGCGCGCGGAUGUCGCGGUUCAGAGCAUCGACCGCGUCGAAGGUGGCGCGGCGGCAGAGGGCAUAGAUGGCCUCUUCUUGUUCCCCGUCGUCGUCGGCGGCGUGGUGGUAGAUCCCAUCGUCGUUGUCGUCGUCGUCGUAGGUGUCGUGGCCGGUGCUUUGGUUGUGGUUGGAGGAAGGGAGGGUCCUCGGUGGAGGUGGAGAUGUGGAGAGCAUACAGGAGUCCGAGGAGGACUGCGAGGAGAAUGAGGAUGAAAUCUGAGAGGAGGAGCUGGGGCGGAAGAAGGAGCGGGUCGAGGAGCAGGAGGAGAGGUUUUCGAGGAGUGUUGGUGGGGUGGAGCUUGUGGGUGAGAUGGGCUCGGUGGAAGAGUGGUGGUGGUUUCUUGAGGUGGUUGGUCGCAGUGAUGAAGGUCUUUGUUGUUGUUGUUGUCGUUGGCGUGAGGAGGUGAAUGUUGAUGUCGAUGCGGUGCUUGUGGUGGUGAUGUUGAUCGGAGGAAGGUCGGACCGGAAGUGGUGGCGGCAGCAGAGAGAAGACAUUCUUCUCGUUUCGGGUCUGUGUCUUUGGGGGUUUCCUUUACUUGAAUUCGGUUCUGGUGGUCUUGAGGAAGAGUUGACGACAGCAAGAAGGUAGUCUUGUAGUUCUUUGUGGAGUGAGGCUUU
Messenger RNA from Dissoconium aciculare CBS 342.82, 1180 nucleotides. RefSeq lists its product as uncharacterized. The coding region runs from base 208 to 969 and encodes 253 amino acids. NCBI's taxonomy places the organism in Eukaryota, Fungi, Ascomycota, Dothideomycetes, Mycosphaerellales, Dissoconiaceae. The record is from RefSeq and is a predicted model, not a curated record. The transcript has a single exon.